Bombus impatiens (common eastern bumble bee) is the source of this 3154-nucleotide messenger RNA. Its product is annotated as adenylate kinase isoenzyme 5. Gene Ontology annotation, cellular component: cytosol; cytoplasm. Bases 1 to 1890 code for a protein of 629 amino acids. Gene Ontology annotation, biological process: nucleoside triphosphate biosynthetic process. The record is from RefSeq and is a predicted model, not a curated record. NCBI's taxonomy places the organism in Eukaryota, Metazoa, Arthropoda, Insecta, Hymenoptera, Apidae. Gene Ontology annotation, molecular function: ATP binding; AMP kinase activity. The transcript is spliced from 11 exons.
AUGGGCAUCUGCCUGGACACUGAUCAACAAAAUGGAUCGCAGGUGUUCGAGGAAGCUGAUGCUCGAAGCGCGGGGAAAUGGCGAGGAGAGGCUGGCCUCUUGUCAACACCCCCAAGCGGAUAUUUUCCACAACAGAACGUUGGUGCAGUUAAAUUCGAAGUUCCAAAAGUGCCUGUCAUAUUUGUGCUUGGUGGACCUGGUAGUGGAAAGGUGACACAUUGUGAUAAUUUGAUGCAAGAGAAAAAGGGUAUAACGCAUAUCAAUAUGAUGGAUCUCCUUCAACAAUACGCUCUUGGAAAUGAUAUGCAAGAUUUCGGACAACUUAGCAGUAAAACAGUUGCGGAGGUUCUUAUGCUGGAAAUCAAGAUGUCUCCAGGUUCUAAAGUCUUUCUUGUUAGUGGUUAUCCACGUAAUAUGCGCGACGUAGUAGAAUAUGCUGAAAAAAUUAAAAUUGUAAACGGCGUGAUUCUCGUGUCCUGGAGACAGGAGAUUCUCGAAAGACAAAUCGAUUUUGGUGCACAACUUGGACAAGUAGUGAUCGAGCUAGCAAGAAUGGAACUUUAUAAUUUUUAUAGAAACGUUAUGCCCGUCGCAGAAUAUUUCGAUCAAAGUGGAAUGUUGCUAGAGAUAAACGGAGAAAGAAAUCCGAGCGAGGUUUACGUCGAUUUUCGUGAAGCGGUUUUCAAAAUUCUCGGCUUGUCAAACGAUGAAAUACAAGGAAAAAAUGCUUCUCAACCGUUAAAAACAGAAGUAGAAGUCGAGAGGAGGAAAGAAUCUAUUCCAAAAUCAUCAUCUCCUAUGGAAGAAGUGUUGGCUCAGCUAACGCAAAUACCUGUCGAGGUGAAUGUGAAACCCGUAAAAACCGCGAUCAAGUCUAGAAAAGGAUUACCCGCGUUCAUCUGGGUUAUAGGUGGCCCAGGAAGCAACAAAGAAAAUUUAUGCACUCAGGCUGUUCGCAAUAUGCCAGGCUGGGUCCAAGUUAGCAUCGGUGGUUUGCUUAGAGCGAUGGCAUCGUCAAAUACUAUUGUCAACGAUGCUAUCGUCUCUGGAGAAACGGUGCCACAAGACAUCGUCAUGCAAGUAGUAGAGCAGCAGAUUAUGCUAAAUCGCGACACGGAUGGCAUAGUAAUAGAUGGCUAUCCGAGGGACUUGAAUCAAGUGCAAGAAUUUGAGAAUAAGUUUGGCCAGCAGCCACCGUUAGUAUUAUUAGACUGCUCGAAACUACAACUUGGCAGAGGAAGGAUAGAUGAUAACGUAUCUGCAUUUAGAAAGAGGCUGGAACUCUUUCGCGAAGUAUCUUUACCUAUGUUAAAAACCCUGGACAACGAAAAUCGCUUAACGAUUAUUGAUGGCGACACGGACGUACCAAGCGUGCAACAAGAAUUCGCGGCCGCACUUUAUCAAUUAAUGACGCAAACGCGUCGCAAAGAAGAGAAUGAUCUGCAUAAUCCUGAACCACAGAUGGUACAAGAAAAUGGAAACAAUGAGAAAUUAAAUACAGUUGUUCUUAAUAAUAGGGAUCAAUCGAUCAUAUCAAACGGUGUUUCUAAGCAGAUGACCGAUGGUAAAUUAAAUGGCGAGCAAGCAGUUAAUGCUACGAAAAAUAUGAAUGGAAUACGCAGCAUACAGGGUGCAGUACGAAUCGCAAAUGGAUUAAAGAAUAACGCCAGACAGGUUCAAAAAAACGGUGCUGCUCGUAUGCAAAACGGUAUUGCGAAUGGUACCGCACACAUGUUGCAAAAUGGUGUUGCACAUCUGGCCAACGGAAUUAUAUCAAGUAAUAACAAAGUUGCACCGGCAGUACAAAAUUAUUUGCCGAACAACACCAAAGAUGCAGUGAGGAAGAUGUACAACGAGGUCGAAGGUUACCAACAGAAUUUACACAUGUAGUUAAAAACACGUGUAAGAUCGUCGUUCGAACGAAAAAUUAAAAAGGAGAAAAGAAUAUUUUUAAUAUUGUUCUAUCUUUUUAUAAAUUUAAUCGAUCACGUUAAUGAUCACGAAAUUAAACGAACAUUCGAAGUUCCUCUCUGAUAAAACAUACAUACAUAUAUAAGCAGUAUACUAUACGUAUUAUAAUAAUACUAUAUGAAGAUUUUUCGGCGUUACCUGAUAAACUGGAAAAGUAUAAUUUACUAGAGAAGAUAAGAAGAAGUUAUUAUAUGAAGUUUUUGUUUAUGAACGCUUCGCCAUGAUAGAAGAAAGAUUUCAAUGCCAUAGAUAAGUUUCAAUAAAUGUGUAAACAUUACAUUACAAGAGUCUUUAAACGAAAUUCAGAACUCGCUAAUUAAGAGUCCAUUAAGCGGGAUCGUUUUAAAACAGAAAAACAUAAUGUAAAAUAGCAAUGAAAAAUCGUUGCUUGAUUCAUGUUGUGUUCAAUAUGAAGUUAUAAUUUUCCAACAAAACAGUUUUAACUCAAUUUCGUACUAUAUUUUUUACUUAUUUUCAAUAAUCCCAGUUUGUCGGGAAAAUCCGGGAACAGCCCACUUACGUAAUAAUACAUUCGCAUCGUGCCUUAAGACCAUUACGACUUACAUAGGAUUAAACGAUGAAUUUAAGAGGAAAGCCAAACGCAAAAUUAGAUACGCAAAUGUAUACAUAUAGACUAAGAUACUCGUAUUCAAAUAUCGAGGUUUCGAGACUAAAUAGUUGUAUACGAUACGUUUAAGUGUAAUAUGAAAUACGUAUGUUUUUCUUUCUUGUUUUUCUUAUUCUUUUUUACCUGAACGUUACAGACAGUAAGUACUUACAUCAAGCGAGACUGAUAACGAAGUAAAGUAUUUAAUAUCGUUCGUUUCUAAUAAAACGCUAUUAUAAAAAUAAGAUUUUUUAUGGAACUCUAGAAAACAGAUAUUUCAAGAGUGUAAAUGAAAAUUUAACUCUAAUGAAAAUUGAACCAAAUUAUGCAAAUUUAAUAACUACGAAUCAGUAGCUGGUACGUUGAACUCUUAUCAAAAGAAAUUAAAUGGCUCUUGAUACAAGCACAUAUUACGUAGAAAAAGAAUUUAGUUUCGGACUUUUGAAUGGAAUAUUAUCCGUGUUUCUAUUACUCUAAACGGUACUCAUACUAAGCACGAUAAGAUAUCAAUAAGUUAAGUCUAAUUAAAGAACAUUUAAUAAUUGUAUAUUCUAAUAAAAUAUUAAAAUAAUCGUU